UGCUGGAAUCAAGACGUGAUCACCGGGUCUAAAAGCGAUUGAAUCGAUCGGAACCGAGACUUUGACUCACACUCAUACACAUACUCGCGGCGUUCGAAAAAAAAAUACAAAAUACACAACCAAUAUAUAGUACAAUACAAUUUUUUAGAAGAUUAAUUCCGAGCAUCGGCGAUCUAUAUACGAGCGGGUCAAGAGGUCUAGCCAGAUAGAAAGGGAGAUCCGAGGGAGAUCCGAGGGAGAUCUGUUGGCUGCCGGGUAGCCGGGGUUGAGUGAGUGCACUAGAAGCGGAGGAGGAGCAGCUCCAGCUCCCAGGCGAUUAGAUCCAAACCAACCAACCAAGUUGAUCCCAAAGUGCUGUGUGUGUUUUGUGUGUUUUUUGGUUUCAACCAAGAGAGCUGGAACUGUGACUGUGACUGUGACAGUGCCGCUUUUGAAAUCCGAUGCCAGCGGCGGUUCAGGGAAUCCACGGUAUUGAAAACGAAAACAUAAACGAAAACGCAAUCCUGCUGGAAAACCAAACUGCAAUGGAAACCCCCGCACGCACACAUAUGUGCGUCGUCUAGUGUGUAAUUUCCCCGAGAGUUUUCCGAGCUGCCUGCUCGAACAGUUACUAAUCCGUCGUCCGAGCGCAAGCAACGCGUCCUGGCAUCGUCCGGGAAAAAACAGUGAACCCAAAAAAAAAUCUCCGAAAUACCGAAAACAUAUCUAUAACAUAUAUUAUAUAUUUUUGUCGUGCCAAAGAAUUGUGAAAUCGAAAAUCGAAAAUCGAGUUUAAGUGCUUGAGUGGUCGCCAAAAUGACGUCCCUCGUGUACACCGUCUUCCAUUUGGCCUCGCUCCAGUGCUCGGUGCGUCCGGAGAUCUCCUGCACCUGCGAGACGGGCAAGGCCUGGAAUCAUGUGGAGCUCAAUUGCGAAAAAGUGGAAUCCUUUAAUGCCGUGGUGGACAGCCUGGCCAAUAAGCUCAACCCGGAUACGAAAAUUGACCUAAAGAACCAUUCACAGCUGGAUGACAUGGAAAUGCGAUCGUUUACGGAUAUGAACUUUAAUUUGUACAAGCUAAGGAUGCAAUGGAAUGGACUUAGAUCGCUGCCCGAGCUGCCGUUCCGUGGGUUAUCGAAUGUCACCUACCUAAGCAUUGGCGACAACGAACUCGACGAGAUCCCGAAGCACGCCCUGAGCCACAUGCCGAGCCUGCUCACGCUGGACAUUGGGCGCUGUAAAAUACGGGCGGUGCAGCAGGAGGACUUUCGUGGCAUCCAGCUGGUGACGAACCUAAUCCUGCCGAGCAAUAAUAUAACGCGUUUGGAUCGUGGUUCCUUCCCCUUGAGUCUGCUUAUCCUGCAUUUGGGUAGGAAUCGAAUAGAGUCACUCAAUGGUUCCCUGCAUGAUCUCGGUCAGCUGCAAUCGCUGUUUAUCAAUGCGAAUAAUAUCAGUGAUCUGGAUGGAGAGCUGCCGGAUGGGAGCAAGUUGCGUCUGCUGAUGGCCCACAACAAUCGAUUGGAACGACUCCCGGCGAACAUGGCUGGGAUGCACAAUCUGGAGACAAUGCAUGUGCACUUUAAUCGUCUUCGUUCCUUCGAUCGUGUCCUACGUAAUGCUGUCAAUCUAUCCGAAGUGCUGGCCGAGAAUAAUGAGUUGGAAUACCUAGCCCGAGAUGAGUUUGCCUCGUGUGACAAGGUGGAGAAUCUGCAACUCGGAUGCAAUCACAUUCGCUCCCUCAACUCUUCUCUGCUGCCGAUCACUAAGCUCAAGUUUGCCAACUUCUCUUUCAACGACAUUGGAUUCUCCAUGGCGGAGCUACAUGGUUUGCGCUCUCUGAGGACUCUCAGUUUGUCCAGCAAUCGCAUCGAGCGGUUGCUGCCUGAUCCACGGGGUGUUCAGGAUCUGAUUCUGCUCGAGUUGCAACUGGACAACAACAGAAUCGACUCACUGAACGGAGCUCUGGCGGGUCUGGGCAACCUGCGUAUACUCAGCCUGGCCGAGAAUCGUUUGGAGCAUCUCCAGGUGGGUGACUUUGAUGGUAUGCACCGCCUGGAGAUUCUCGACCUGACCGGUAAUCAGCUGGCGGAGCUAAAGCCCAUGGAAACGACCUUGUUGCCAAACCUUAAGAUCCUUAGUGCAUACAACAACAUCACUAAAUUGGAGCAGGACUUCAAGGGUUUGCCUGUUCUCUGCCAGGCCAAUUUAACCAAUAAUCAAAUCUCGACCAUAUCGAGUGAACUUGUCACCAAUACGCGCUGCAAAAAUCACAAUGUUCCCGGCAAACUGGAGAUACAUCUAGAUGACAAUCCCAUUAUGUGUGAUGUGCGCCUGAACGAACUAUGCCGCUUGAUGGCCGUCCAGGAGGCCCGCAUCCGUGGCCGCUCGCAGUGCUUCGAGAACGACCAGGAGGUUUGCACUGUUCUACCCAUGCUCUAUAAAGUGGACUUGCCCCUUAUGGUGACCAAUAUAAAGCUGGUGCCCUCGCUACUCAAGGGCAAUGAGGAGCUGCUGCCCCCCAUUAUCGCCACUCUUGGCCAACCGCUCAUAAUCCAGUGAUCAUUGGCACCUAUAGUGCCACCUUUGCCGCCGCCAUUGCUACUGACCACCACUCCAGCGCCACCUCUGCCGUUGCCUGUGGCACCGGAAGUGGAAAAGAUUGAAUCCACCACAGCUACUCCUGUUGCAACGAGCAGCUCCACCACUGAGGAGACCACUACUACUUCUACUUCGACGACGACUACAACGACGCCCAGCAGUCAGGUGGCUCUUGAUCCCACAGAAGUAGUUAUCACAACCACAGCGCCCACCACCACAUCCACCAGCACCACGACUCCAAAGCCCAAUGAAACGCUGCCCGUGAUCGUGGAACUGCAGGAGGCCGAUCUGGCCUCUCCAACUCUCAACGACACGGCAAACGCAGAGGCUGGCGGAGAUCAGGUGCUCAAGGAGAAGUCCGCAGUGGUGGUGCCACCGCCCGGUCUGGAAGAUUCGCUGCAACACGAACGCAAAGAGAGAGAGCGAGAGAGGAAGAGGCAGCUGGACCUGGAGCUGGAGAGGGAUCUCGACCACGAGGCGGUGGCCAAGACCGAAUAUGAGACGGUCGAGUAUAUUCCCAACUUGGUGCAACCGCCGCUGGGUGCCGGCAGUGAGGCGCUAAUACCGCCGCCCAGCAAGGCGAAUGCCCUCGAGGAGGACUCCGAUGCGCAGUCCAACUCCGUGCAUGCAGAGUAUCCGCAUGCGGCGCAGAGCCUUCAGAUACCAGAGGAGCCGCCGGAGGAGUGAGGCAUCCGGGUGUAGGUACUGCGGGGGAUUCCCCACAAAACAUUAUUUUACUGUAAAGCACAGCGCAUGAGGAGCAGGUGGCGGUGGAGCUGGAGGAACCUGGAGCGAGAUCGGGGCGGAGCAGCAUGCAAACGGCGGGCAGAUGCGAGAUUCGGAUUUGUAUGCCUUAAGUUAACUUAGUUCUUAUGUUUUUAUUUAAGCCAUCGCUAAAUCGAACAGUUUGUCGGA
Drosophila serrata is the source of this 3492-nucleotide messenger RNA. It is a transcript of the gene ltl, whose product is annotated as leucine-rich repeat-containing larval translucida. NCBI's taxonomy places the organism in Eukaryota, Metazoa, Arthropoda, Insecta, Diptera, Drosophilidae. Gene Ontology annotation, molecular function: protein binding. The record is from RefSeq and is a predicted model, not a curated record.